Molecule: messenger RNA, 2638 nt
Organism: Solea solea (common sole)
Lineage: Eukaryota; Metazoa; Chordata; Actinopteri; Pleuronectiformes; Soleidae
Gene: guca1c
Product: guanylate cyclase activator 1C
Exons: 4
Coding region: 462-1031 (189 amino acids)
Molecular function (GO): calcium ion binding; calcium sensitive guanylate cyclase activator activity
Source: RefSeq, a predicted model, not a curated record
GAAUCAUAUUGGCUUGUGGACAUCAUUAUUUUGAGGUUUAGGAAAUGCAGAUUAACAUUUUUUUUUUCAACAUUAUUGACCAAACAACAAAAUAAUUAAUUGAGAAAAUAAACAAUAGAUUAAUCGAUUAGGAAAAAUCAAGUUAUUUACAGCCCUAUAAUCCUUUGUUGCAUAUCUGAGUCUCAAAUCUGCGGAAACUGGCAUCCAGCCUCACCUCAGCCAGAGAUCAUGCAAUGUCCUCAGGUUCUUGGAAGAGUCUGCACUUAUCUCAUUAAAGACAAUAUCUGCUUUAGGCUUUAAGCUUCCGUCACUCGCAGUUGCAUGAAGGUUCAGGUGGAUAUCAGUGCUGCCAGUGCUCUGUAGGAACACUGUCCUCUCCUCCAGCUCUCUGCAGCACUCUGGACAGAAAACGACAACAAAAUAAUAAUAAUACUAAUAACCGUCACAGUUCUCUGGGAAUAAUGGGAGGAAACUGCUCAAGCCUGGACGAUAUCCUGGAGGAGGACAUGCACCACUGGUACACCAAGUUCAUGAGAGAGUCUCCCUCAGGUCUCAUCACGCUCUUUGAGCUGAAGACGAUGCUGGAAAUGAAGGGGAUGACAGAGGAGGCCAGCAGCUAUGUGGACCAGGUCUUCUACACCUUUGACAUGGACGGGGACGGCUACAUAGACUUUGUGGAAUAUAUUGCGGCAAUAAGUUUAUUACUGAAAGGAGAAAUAAACCAGAAACUAAAGUGGUACUUUAAGCUCUUCGAUCAAGAUGGAAACGGGAAAAUAGACAAGGAGGAGCUGGAAACCAUAUUUAAGGCAAUUCAAGAUAUCACCAGGAGUUACGACAUCCCUCCUGAGGAGAUUGUGACGCUAAUCUACGAGAAAAUCGAUGUCAACGGAGAAGGUGAGCUGACACUCGAGGAGUUCAUCAGUGGAGCGAGGAAUCAUCCUGACAUCAUGGACAUGCUCAGCAAGAUGAUGGAUCUCACCAACGUCCUGGAAAUCAUUAUCAGAGGUCAACCUAAGAAAGCUCUGAAAUGAGCUUCAUCCAGCUUGAGUGUGUGGACUGUGGGCUGACAGAAAGCUACAGUGUUGAUGAAAAGAGUGACAGAGUGAAAUAAAUCCACCUCUGUUGAAGAGAGUUGAGUGACAAGUCCCACAGCAAAUAUGACCUUCCCUGAACGCUCCACAUGUGGUGAAAGGACUCAAUCCUCUUCCUCCUGCUUGUGUUCUCACACACACACACGAUGGUGGCCCUUUGCUUUUGUUGAGGUUUAAAAUCAGAUUGUGUUUGGAGAGUCUCAGUGAGGACUGACUCGCCUGCCUUCAGGUUCCCAUCGUGCUUCUCAUAAAUGGCGAAGAGCAAAUCACUUGGAUUUAUGUAGGUGUAAUUUUCAGUAGCGAACUGAGCUGGAAAAUGCUGUUUGAUUUUCUUCUUGGUUUGUUAAAUACCACAAAGCCAAGUGCGGUCAGUCCAAAAAGUCGUUUGUAUAUCUGAAACGAUAUUAGAACAUAUUGAAUUCACGUUUUAAUUCUGAGAAAAUCCUGUUGAAGACAAGUGCAAAAGUCACUUUACUGUAUUUGGAUGUUCAGAUAUUAACACUAUGUUGUUACCAUGCAAAACAUGUAGUGGCAUUGUUUGUUCUUCAUUUUGUUCAUUUGUGUUCAAAAACUGGAUAGUGAAUAAUAUUCAUCUUUGUGUACAUGAAAUGUAAUUUUUCUAAAUAUUUCUGCUGCAAUUAAGGUCACAUUGUUGCCUUAAAAACAUCAAUACAAUGUUUUUCCUUAAAAAUGUCCCUUUUGUUUAUUUUUCAGUGCUCACGCUAACACAAUUUACUGUCUUCGAUUCAAAAACUGAAUUUAGUUAUACAUAUACAUACAAUACAGUGUUAAACCAACAGGAGUGAAGUGCAACAAUAUCACACAUGGAAUGUGAAAGUUUUGCCAUUUGUGUGUCAUACUCAUUUACUGAUAUAGUCACUGAUGAGGGACCAGUGAAAGAGCUCAAUGACGCCAUCUUGUGAGCAAGAAUUUAAGAGACACACCGGUGACAAAUUUGAGUUGACUACAAACAAAUGACACAUGUUUUUGUCUUUUUAACUCUUACAUUUCCUCGCCUGUCGUUCUUUCACCUUGGAUUUGAUUGCACAUAUUUUUCAUUUCAUCACUUAAUUCACGUAUGGUGAAAAGUCAAGUUUCUUUGGAACACUGUCAACAGGAUAAAUGAUUUGUAAGUAUUGUGGUUUAAGAAAUGCAAAAGAAACUUGUCAGGACUGAUGAUAUAGGUUGCCAUGUGCUUGUUAUAUCACAUGUUUCCAUGUGAAAACUGGUCUUGAAUAGAAAAUAGAAACCACUGCCUGUUGUCAAACAUAACUAUAGAAAUACUGAAUAUCACUUCAUGAAGAGAUUUCUUCCUUGACUCAAUCUAUGAAUUUGGUAUUUAUAAAUGAAAACCAGCAUUUCUAUUUGAGUGAAAAAAUUAAAAACGAUCUUUUCUUUUUUGUGAGCAAACAUCCAAGUUAUGCCUUUGACAUUUUAUUUUUAGACAUUCAAAAAAUCUGAGGUUUAACUGUAAGAGAUAACCAGCAAAUGUAAACACAGUUGACCUUGGCUUAAUGCCAGUUUUUCCUCUACUUUGGAACAAAAUU